AUGGGAGAAGGCCAUGGGCAUGAAAAUAAUAGUACGAGAAGAGAUGUGGAAAUUAAAUCGGAGUUGGAUAAGUUGUUAGAAACAAAGCGAAAAUAUUAUGAUGAACUUAAUAAAGGAAUAGACUGUUGCCAGGAGUUAGGAGAUAGUCUUAGGGAGAGCGCAGAGGAGAAAUUGUUCGGAGAUCCUAAGACUAAGGACUAUGCCAGUAAGGUUGUGGGAAACUGGUGUUGUGCGUACGAAUGGGGGAAGAAGGUUCUGCAUUCUACGAAUUAUUGGUGUUAUUACUUCUAUUAUUGGUUAGGGAGUAAAAUACCUGCCAAACCAGUAAAUAAGUCAUGGAAGGACACUAUGAAAAUCAUUUACCAUGAACUCCAGGAUCCCGAAGGGAGGGGUACGUGCAAAAUUAUAUACGACAACAUUGAAAGAGAAGUAUUUCGUAAUAUGCAAAAAUUAUAUAAUUUCCAUUACGACUACGACACUAUAGAAGGGCAGUUAGAGCUUAGUAAAUACUACUGUGAUGAAGAACUUAGGAGUUAUCUAGAUGAAAUUUAUGAAGCUUACGAAGAUAUAAAGGAACAAUGUAUCGAUGAAGGAUGUAACGAGCAGUAUUGUAAGGACUUCUCCACAAUGUUCGAUGACGAUAAAUAUGAGAAUCUACUUAAGAAGAAAUGUAGUACGGAAACUAGAACAGAGCAUAGAGCCAUCGAGCAGCAUCUGGAAGCUAAGGGGGAGAAAUUCCUCGUAGUAAGGGAGGAACCCUCACAUACGAUAGGGCUGUCGAAUCCCACAGAAUCAUCCUCCCCGUCCACCACGGGCUCCGACUCGACAAUCGCACCUGGUGCUGUAGCUGGUGGUACCAUUGCCACCAUAGGAAUACCAACUAUCGGUUUCUUUUUAUAUAAAUAUACUGAUGUAUUUGAUGGAAUAAAAAAAACCCUCUUUGGUGGCAGCAAUAAUACAGGAGGAAGGAGUAGGGGAAGAAGAUCUACUUUUCGACACAAUGAUCAACACUUUGACGGCUUCGAUUCUUCCACCUUGGGUGGUGAUGGUUCCACCACCCUAGGUGGUGGUGGUGGUGACUCAUCCACCUUAGGUGGUAGCUCCACCGAUGUUUCGACCAUCUAUGAUGAUGGAGGACGACGACCAAGCGGAAGAACACGGGCAACAAAUAAUAGAAGACCAGGAAAUAUACGUUAUUAUGCUACGUAA
Molecule: messenger RNA, 1209 nt
Organism: Plasmodium knowlesi strain H
Lineage: Eukaryota; Apicomplexa; Aconoidasida; Haemosporida; Plasmodiidae
Product: KIR protein
Exons: 3
Coding region: 1-1209 (402 amino acids)
Source: RefSeq, a predicted model, not a curated record